Messenger RNA from Aphis gossypii (cotton aphid), 1164 nucleotides. RefSeq names its product 52 kDa repressor of the inhibitor of the protein kinase-like. Gene Ontology annotation, molecular function: protein dimerization activity. The transcript has 2 exons. The record is from RefSeq and is a predicted model, not a curated record. The coding region runs from base 1 to 1164 and encodes 387 amino acids. NCBI's taxonomy places the organism in Eukaryota, Metazoa, Arthropoda, Insecta, Hemiptera, Aphididae.
AUGAGUGGCAAAUUUAAUGGAGUUGCUACAUUAAUUAAAAACAAAUAUCCCACUGCGCUGUAUAUUCAUUGUAGUUCUCAUAACCUUAAUCUCUCAAUAUCAUAUUCUUGUAAUUUACCACAAAUCAGAAAUACUAUGGGUACCAUUGAAAGUAUUUAUUUAUUUUUUAAUACACCUAAAAGACAAAAGUUUUUUACUGAACAAUUAGAAAUGUUUAAAAAAGAAGAAAGUAUGAAAGAUGAUGGUUGUCAUUCAAAUAAAGAAAAACUAAAACGUCUUUGUCCAACCCGCUGGGUAGAUCGUCAUAGUUCUGUUGAAACAAUUUAUGAUUUUCUACCUGUCAUUGUGAAUAGUUUAGAAGAAAUGAUUACAUGGCCGGAUAAGAAUGUAGCAACAAAAGCUAACCAAAUACUUUUAACAUUAGGAACUUCAGAAUUCAACAUUAGUCUAUCUGUUGAAGCUAUUAAUCACAUCAACACUAUUUUAAAUGAAUUAAUGAAUAUUCGUGAAAAUGCUGAAAUAGUCUUUAGUGAUUUGUUUAAAAAUCUUAUUAAAAGAUCAAAUGAAAUGGAUAUUGAAAUAAAAAUACCAAGACUUGCUAAAAGACAAAAACAUAGAAAUAAUUUUUCUUCAGAAAAUCCUGAAGAUUAUUUUAGAGUAUCUAUUUUUAUUCCAUUUAUUGAUUCUAUAAUACAACAAUUGAAUGAUCGUUUCAACAAUCAUAAAGAAAUAAUAUCUGGUUUUCAAGUAUUAAUAAAUUCAUGUGCUAAAAGUGAUCUUCAUCAUCUUGUAAAAUAUUAUCAAGAAGAUGUUGAAAGUUAUGAAAAAGUUGUAUCUGAGGUUGAUUUAUGGCACAGAUAUUUAAAUACAAAAAAUAUUAAACCUCAGAAUGCAUUAGAUGCGUUACUUAUAUGUAAUCAGGACUUCUAUCCAAAUAUUUAUAAUUUAUUGCACAUCCUUGCUGUACUCCCAGUUACAUCUUGUGAGUCAGAAAGGUCAUUUUCCUCACUGAAGCGAAUCAAAACAUAUUUGAGGAACUCGACUUCUGAAACCAGGUUAAAUGGAUUAGCGGUUCUUAAUAUACACCGAGAAGUUCCAGUUACAGAAGAUGAAGUAAUUGAAGUAUUAGCUUCAAUAAAGCGCCGCUUAGAUUUCUCAUUGUAA